Messenger RNA from Raphanus sativus (radish), 792 nucleotides. RefSeq names its product 40S ribosomal protein S11-3. Gene Ontology annotation, cellular component: ribosome; cytosolic small ribosomal subunit. NCBI's taxonomy places the organism in Eukaryota, Viridiplantae, Streptophyta, Magnoliopsida, Brassicales, Brassicaceae. Gene Ontology annotation, biological process: translation. The record is from RefSeq and is a predicted model, not a curated record. The transcript has 4 exons. The coding region runs from base 145 to 624 and encodes 159 amino acids. Gene Ontology annotation, molecular function: structural constituent of ribosome.
ACGGCCCAAACCCAGCUAAAGAGAGCUCUUCGAAACUAGGGUUUUGUCCGGAGCUUUGUUACUUUCAGUUUAUCAGUCGCUGCCUCGCCUCUCGCAUCUCUUUUAACAUUCCUCAACAGAGAGCAGCAGCAGCAACCGGUAGCCAUGGCUGAACAGACUGAGAAGGCUUUUCUUAAGCAACCCAAGGUCUUCCUAAGCUCCAAGACAUCAGGGAAAGGAAAGAGACCUGGCAAAGGCGGAAACCGUUUCUCGAAGAACAUUGGUUUGGGCUUCAAGACUCCCCGUGAAGCCAUUGAAGGAACUUACAUUGAUAGGAAAUGUCCAUUCACUGGAACCGUCUCUGUAAGAGGACGUAUCUUAGCUGGUACUUGCCACAGUGCUAAGAUGCAGAGAACCAUCAUCGUUCGCAGGAACUACCUCCACUUCGUGAAGAAGUAUCAGAGGUAUGAGAAGAGACACUCCAACAUCCCUGCUCACGUCUCGCCCUGCUUCCGUGUCAAAGAAGGUGAUCAUGUCAUCAUUGGCCAGUGCAGGCCCUUGUCGAAGACGGUGAGGUUCAAUGUGCUGAAGGUGAUCCCAGCGGGCGCAUCCGCCUUUGCUAAGAAGGCAUUCACUGGAAUGUAAGAGCUUUUUUUGAAGUAUUGUUGUUACUUUUGCUUGGUUUUGAUUUUGGAAUCUGAAAUGACUACUUUCAUCUUUUUUUUAUCUUCGGUAUCUCUAGAAAUCAACUACAUUUUGUCUACUUGAUCAGAAAACCUUAUGCAAUAAAUCAAGAUUAGUUAUUUAUGAUAA